AUGGCCAACCAGACCUUCUCCGCAGACGGCCUCUUGUCCGUCCUGGCCUCCCAGAGCGUCCCGUCCAGGGCGUCGGCGGGCGCCCCCGGCCCGGCCUGGGACGCCUCGGCCUACCUGAAGCUGGUCUCCCUGGGCCUGAUCAUUUGCGUGAGCCUGGCGGGCAACCUGUCGGUUUCUCUGCUGGUCCUCCGAGAACGGACGCUCCACAAGGCACCUUACUUCUUCCUGCUGGACCUGUGCCUGGCGGACGCGGCUCGCUCGGCCGCCUGCUUCCCGUUCGUGCUGGCGUCGGUCCGCAACGGCUCGGCCUGGACCUACAGCGCCCUGAGCUGCAAGGUGGUGGCCUUCAUGGCGGUGCUCUUCUGCUUCCACGCCGCCUUUAUGCUCUUCUGCGUGGCCGUCACCCGCUACCUGGCCAUCGCCCACCACCGCUUCUACGCCAAGCGCAUGACCGUCUGGACCUGCGCCGCUGUGGUCUGCAUGGUGUGGACCUUGGCAGUGGCCAUGGCCUUCCCGCCCGUCUUCGACGUGGGCACCUACAAGUUCAUCCGCGACGAGGACCAGUGCAUCUUCGAGCACCGCUACCUGAAGACCAACGACACCCUUGGCUUCAUGCUGAUGCUGGCCGCCGUGGUGCUGGCCACGCAUGGCUUCUACGCCAAGUUGCUGCUCUUCGAGUACCGCCACCGCAAGAUGAAGCCGGUCCAGCUGGUGCCGGCCAUCAGCCAGAACUGGACCUUCCACGGCCCCGGCGCCACCGGCCAGGCGGCGGCCAACUGGAUCGCCGGCUUCGGCCGGGGCCCCAUGCCGCCCACCCUGCUGGGCAUCCGCCAGAACCUCCACAACCAGCACCGCCGCCUGCUGGGGAUGGACGAGGUCAGGUCGGAGAGGAGGUUGGGCCGCAUGUUCUACGCCGUCACCUUGCUCUUCCUCCUCCUCUGGGCUCCUUACGUGGCCGCCUGCUUCUGGCGGGUUUUCGUCAAGUCCUGCAGCGUUCCUCACCGGUACCUCUCCGUCACCGUCUGGAUGAGCUUCGCCCAGGCCGGGGUCAACCCCAUCUUCUGCCUACUGCUCAACGAGGACCUGAGGAAAGUGCUCAGGGCCCACCUGCCCACCUACUGGAGGACUAAGCAACAUCUACCCCAAGACGAGGCCUACUGCAUCAUGUGA
This is a messenger RNA of Nerophis lumbriciformis (worm pipefish), 1170 nucleotides long. The record is from RefSeq and is a predicted model, not a curated record. Lineage: Eukaryota; Metazoa; Chordata; Actinopteri; Syngnathiformes; Syngnathidae.